AUGAUUGAAAUUGAUGAAAAAUUUAUAUGUGCGUGGGUAAAAAAUAAAAUAAGUUUUUCUAAAUAUAAUGUGAAUAAUUUAUGGAAAGAUACUUAUAAUGAUUUAUUGUUCAAAUGGAUAUAUAACACAGGUUCUAAAAUAUUAUUUAUAUAUAUGAAGGAAGAUGUUAAUGAAGAUGUGAAGUUGCAAUUUUCAUUAGAUUUUCCUAGUGAUAUUAUAGAUGAAAAAGUUGAUGAAUAUAUGAUAUUUUUAAAAGUUAAUAGUAAAAAGAUAACAUAUGAAAAUAUUGAUAAUUUAGUUUUAUAUAAUAAAAUAAAAUAUAAUAUAAAAGAGAAUAUUCUCAAUUUAAUGGAUAGAGUAUUUAUACCUACUCUAGACAUGAAAUAUAGUUCACCUAUAAAUAUACAAAAUGAUUUCAAUAUUACUACUAUAGAUUUUAUGACUUAUAUUACUCAACUAUUUUCUAAUAAUAAAUUUAUUUAUUAUCCUAAAGUUCCAUUACAUCAAAUUCAAGCUUUUUCAAGGGAUACAAAUUAUAUACAACUCCUUGAAAAACUCUUGGAUAAUUGGAUAAACGACAUUCAAAGAUUAUUCAAAAAUAUUUAUGAUGAAGACUUAAAAUAUUUAACCCUAUGUGAAUAUAUUUUUGAUGUAGAGAAGAAACACAGUAUAUUACAAGACCUAUUAGAAGAAUUAAGUUUGGAUGUAAUAACAGGUAUAAUACAAAUAUUAGAUAAAAGUAAAUGUGCCAAUGUAAAUAAAUAUAAUGGUUUAAUAGAAGUUAUGAGAGAUAAAUGUAAUAAGUUGGAAGAAAAGCUAAAAGCAUUAAAUUUAUUGAAAGAACCUUUUAAAAAUUUAGAUAUAAAUAUAUCAGUGGAAAAUGUUUACAAUAUUUUACCAACGAUAGUAAAUAGAUUGAAAUUAAUUUUUAAGUUUUCAAAAUAUUAUAAACAUUCUGAGAAAAUAAAUGAUUUAAUAACAUUAUUAUUGAAUGAAUUUAUUAAGAAAUUACAAAAUUAUAUUGAUUUAUCAAAAUUGUAUACAAAAGAAGUCAAAGAAUUAUCAGGAACAUUAGAUGAAUGUAUAAAUUUUGUGACCUAUUGGGAAUACUUAAUAAAUAUUUCCUUCAACAUAUCUCAGGAGACAAAUGAGAAAAUAGAUAAUAUAAUACAAAACUUCAAUUUGUCCAAUAUUAACAUCUUCAAAGAAAAAUGCGUGGACCUAAAAGAAAUAUGCUAUGCUUGCGAACAAUUUUUAUUUAGCAUUAAAGAAGAACAUAUAAAAUGUUUUAGCUAUGAAUAUUAUAAUAUAAUUAAGAAAGGAUUUAAUGAUAUUGAAAGUACGUUUUACAACGAGCUAAAUCGAAUUCGUAAUUUAAAUUAUAACAUAUUAAGUAUACGAAAUAAUGAAUGGUGUAAUGAUUUUUUAAAAACUAAAGAAUUAAUAAAAGUUCUUGAAAGUAUUUUUAUAAACUUGAUAAAAAUAUCUUUUGAAAAUUGUAAUAAUAUUGAGAAUAGUAUAUUUCUUUUUGAUACCUUUUAUAAGGUUUCUGUUACUGAUAAUGUAAAAUCAUUUAUGAAAAAGAAAGUAAAUGAUAUAUGGUAUGAUUUUAUAGAAUAUGUUGAAUCUUAUUCUAAAUAUUUUAAUAAUUUUCUUGAUAAUCCAACUUUGCAUUUCUCUUAUCAUAUAAGAUAUGAAUAUCAUUCUUCUUGUAUUAUGGUUGCAAAAAAUAUUAGUAUAAAAUUAUAUCGUGUAUUUGAUAAAUUAAAUAAAUUAUUUUAUUUGCCUCGUUGUAAACCACAAGAAAUAGCUUAUGAAAAAUAUUAUGAUGUUCAAAAUUCUCUUAAUAUAUAUAUAAAGCAAAUAAAUAAUAUAUGGAUAAAUGAAGUGAAAACUAUAGCUUCUAAAAAAAAUAAUUCUCUUGUUAAUACAUUAUUAGAUAAUUCUAUUUUGGUAAAAAUAAAAGAUAAAUAUAUUGAAAGUACAUAUAAUAUAGAAAUACAGAAAGUCCUUUCUGAAGUAAAUUUUUGGUUAAAGAUAAAAGACGAGAAAAUUUUUUUACCCAAUAUUAUUAAUGAAAUAUCUUUUCAUGAAGAAAGAUUAAAAGUUAGUAAAGAAUAUGUAAAUAGACUUGUCAGAAAUUAUAAUAAUAUUUGUAUUAUGUUAAAUAAUGAUCAAUAUAAAAUAUUUGAAUAUAUUUUGAGAAAUAUUUUUAAUAAUAUAGAAAAUACAUUAUUUAAAUAUAAUUGGAAUAAAGAUAAUAUAAAAUUAAAUAUAAUUUUUAAUUUUCUUAAUGAAUGUUUACAUAUAAAAAAAAUAAUUUCUGAUUUUAAAAAAAAUGAUGAUCAAAUUAAAGAUAUACUUAACGAAAUGGAAAAAAUAUCUAUAAUUGUUAUAGAUGAUAAAAGAACAUAUACAUUAGAAGAAUUUGAAGAAGAACAAAAUAUAAAUAUUGAAGGUAUUCGAAGUAUUUUAAGAGAUAAACAUACAAGAAUUAUUAAAAUAUUAAAAGACAUAUUAGUAUAUAUAGAAAAUAUAUCCAAAAAAGGUUUAAAUGCAUUUAAAAGUUAUAUUAUUAAUAUUGAAAAAAUAUUCCAAGAAAAAUAUUUUAUUUCAGUUAAAGUAUCUUUAUAUAACUAUUAUAAAUUAUUAACAGAUAAAAUUAGUAAUGAUGAAGUGAAAAAUUAUCCUCUAUUUAAAAUAUAUGUAAAAUUAAAUAAAAAUAAAGAUCUUCUAUAUGAUUUCUCACAUCAAUCAGCCAAAAAUUUAACGGAUGAAAUUUAUAAAAAAGCAUCUGAUAUAUUUUUUAAUUUCCCUAAAUUUAGUUUUGUUAUAUUCAAAAAUAGACAAAAACAAGUGAAGAAAAAAUUAGCAUUUGUAUUUAACACCAAUAAUUCAAAUGAUAAAGAAGCGUUAAAUGAUUCACAUGAUAAUCAACUAAAAAAAAAUGAUAAUAAUAAUCAAUGUACAAAAUUGCUUAAUCAAAUAAACAGCAUCUAUAUCAAUUUUAUGGAAAAAUUAAAAGAAAAAAUAAAGUGGUUAAAACAUUACAAUUUGAAGCUUUUAAGUUUAAACGAAAGUGAAUUGUUGAAAAAUUUACAUUCAUCUGAGGAUCCUAUGAAAUAUGUCUAUAACCAAAUUAAUGUUUUUAAAAAUUUGGAGGAAAACAUUAAGCAAGACAUCGACAAGGAAAUAAUAUUAUUCAUUGAAAUAAAUUUGAGCACACUGAAAGAAGAACUUCUAGCCGAUUUCAGCAAAUAUAAAAAACUAUUCCUUGAUUACAUUAGUGAUAAAUGUAAAAACAAGUUGGAGGACAUAUAUAAUUUCUUCAAAGAGAAUAGUACUAAUUUGCUAAAAGCUCCAACAGAUAUUAUAGAAUUAAAAGAACAUAACAAUUUGUUAGAUUAUUGUAAUAGUAAUUAUUUAAGAUAUAAAAAAGAACUGGAAAAAUUAGAAGAAGAUUAUGUAAAAUUAAUCGAACUUAAAGGAGUCUUAAAUGAAGAUGAGAUAAUGAAAUUAAAAACUUCUUCAAUUAUAUCAAAUAAGUUCAUAUCAUUAAUGGAUGAAAGUAAAAGUAUGUAUUUAGAUACAAAAGAAAAGAUGAAAAAUGAAAUAAAAAAUUGUUAUAACGAAUUUAAUAAAAUUUGGCAAAAGAAAAAAGCUAUAUUUUAUAAAGAAAUACCAAUAUAUAUUAAUAAUAAUCCAAAUAAUGUAUUAGAAAAAAUCAUAUAUUAUGAAGAGGAAUUAAUAAAUAUUAAAAAUCUUCAAAGUGGAUUAAAGAACAAAAUUAAUCUAUUUAAUAUUGAUGAUGUAUGUGAUGAACAAAUAUGUGAAAUGGAAAUAGAUUUGAAACAUUUAAAAUAUAUAUGGUUAAUGAUAAAAUAUUGGUAUAGUACAUUUGAUUUUAUUAAAAAUGUUAAUAUUUUUUAUUUGUAUGAUAUAUUGAACGAAUUAAUUAUCAUGAUUAAUGAAUAUAAAAAAUAUCAUCUAUAUGAAAUAUUAUCAUUUUUAGAAGAAAAUAAGCAAAUCAAUUGUCUAAGCGAAUCAAAUUAUGAGAUAGAAGGGAAUAUAAAUUAUGAUAAAAAAGAAUAUUAUGAUGUUAGAAAUAAUACGGUUAAUGGAAUUGAAAAUAAAGAUAAUGAUAAAAUUGACAAUUGUGUUAAAGAAGUAUAUGAUACCGAAAUAGUAGACAAAAAUUUAAAUAUUAAAACAUUCUUAAAUCAAUUAAAAAUCCAUUUUUUAGAUAUAUUUGAAAAUUUUUUAAUAACAAUUAAAAUGAGAAAUAAUUGGGAUAUAUAUAAAGAAUUGAAAAAUAAUGUUGGAAAAUUAAAAUUUUCUUUAAUUCUAGUCGAAAUAUUAACAAAUGAAUGUAUAAAAUAUAGACACUUUAAAGAAAUCCAAUUAAAAACAAAUAUUGAAUGGAAUCUUAAAAAUAUAACACUAAAUGAUAUUAUAGAACAUAAAUUAUAUAAAGAAAUAAAAUUUAUUACACUUUUGUAUAACAAUGCAGAAAAGGAAUUAAUUAUAGAAAACAACCUUAAAAAAAUUAUUAAUAAAUAUGAAAAUAUGAGAAUUAAAGUAAAACAUUAUAAGUGGUCUAUUUUAAUUGAUGAUACAGAAAAUAUAUUUAACAAUAUUAAUGAAGAUUUGUUCUUAUUGAAUAAUAUAAAAAUUUAUAAUUUUGAUAUCAACUUUUUAAAAAAAACAGAAAAGUGGGAAAAUAUAUUAGGUAAUCUAUAUGACAACUUAGAAAUUAUUUGUUUUAUACAAAAUAAAAAUGAAUAUUUAAAAUCGAUAUUAUCAUCAUCUAAUGAAAUGAAACCACAUUUAAAUAAUGUAUAUGAACAAUAUAAUAUAUGUAAUCAGAUAUUUAUGAGAAUUGUUAAAAGUUUUGAAAAUUCAUAUAUACUAGAAAAGAUUAAUAAUAAUAAUUACGUAAGAGAUUUUUUGCAUAUUCAAAAACAACUGAAUUAUAUAGAAAAAUCAUUAGAUACAUAUUUAGAUCAAAAGAAACGAUCUUUUCCUCGUUUUUAUUUCUUAUCUAAUAAAGAAAUUUUAGAAAUUUUAGGAAUGUACAAAAAUCCUUUUUUGCUAAAAAAUAAAAUACAAAACAUGUUUUCUGCAGUAUGUUCUAUAGAGUUUGUACUAUCUGAAAAAAGAACUACACCUUUUCAAAAAAAUAAUUCCAUAGUAACAAAUAUGAUGAAUGAACAUAAUAAGGGUAGUAUAAGUCUGGCAACAAGAAAAAAUUACCAAAAAAAUUUACCCCCAUAUAAUAAUAAUAAUAAUAAUAAUAAUAAUAAUUGUAAUAUUUAUAGUAAUAUUUAUAAUAAUAAUACUUAUUAUAGUGAGAAUAAAGAUAGGAAUAAUUACAAUGAUAAGAAAAAUUAUAUGACAAAUAUAUCUCAAAAUAACAUGAAUAUGGAUUAUGUUAAUUAUUCAUCCCAUUUUGAUACAUACAUUUUGUCACAACAUAAAGAACGUAUAAAAUUACAUAAAAAAAUGUUAUUAAAUUAUGAAUCAUCUACAAUUAUAUUAAAAAAAAUAGAAGAGAAUAUUUAUGAAACUUUAAAAGAAGAAUUAGUAAAUGUGCAGUUAGAACUAAAAGAAAAAAAUUUGAAAAAUUGGAUAUUGAAUAACCCACAACAACUCGUUUUAGCUAGUAAAUGUAUAAAUUUUACAAAUGAUUAUGAAUAUUUUUUAAUUCAAAUAAAUAAAGGAUCUCAUAUAUUUGUUAAUCAAAUGAAGAAGGAAAAUCAUAAAGAAUUAUUAUUUUUAACAGAAUUAAUAAAAACUAUAAAAGAUAAAAAGAAUUAUAUAAAAAUUAGUGCUUUGAUUAUAUUAGAAAGUUAUUAUAAAGAUGUUGCUGAAAAAUUAAUAAAAAAUAAAAUCGAAUGUAAUGACAACUUUUUGUGGAUGUGUCAAAUAAAGUAUAUACUAACUGAAGACGAAAUUAAAGAGAAUUCUAAUUUUGUACAAAUCAUGUCUUUUAAUGAAGAUAAAAUAGACAAAAAUGAUAAAGCAAAUGAAAGUACUACAAAAGAAUCAUUAUAUAGAAAAGGUGGAAGUAAAAAUGAAAUCGAUAAUGAUGUAACAAAUAUGAAAACCACAAAUCAAUUUAGUAAUAUUCAUACUAAUUUAAAUGAGAAAAAAAAUAUUGCUAAUAAUUUUAUUAAGAAUAAAAAGAAAAUUUUAUUAAAUAAUGAUAUAUAUGGAAGAAUGCAAAACGAAAACAUAAAAAAAAAUAAACAAGAUAAUAUGGUUAAGGAAGAAGUAGAUGAUAAUAAUUAUAACAUACAUGAAAAGAAUAAAAAAAAAUGUGUUGAGGUAAAAAUUCAAUUAAAUAAUAAAAUACCAAAUAAAAGUGAUAUUCCUUCUAAUAAAGAAAUAUAUAAUAUUAAAAAUAAUAGUUAUAUUGAUUGUUCUAAUGUUGAUGAGAAAGAAGAAAAAUUAUUCAAUGACGAGAAAGCAAAAAAAAUACCAAAUGAUUUUUCUGGUAAAGACAAUAAUAUUGAAAGAGAUCAAUCUGAUUAUCCUUUAACAGAAGGAAAAAAAGAUGAAAAUAAACAAAAUAAUUUAUAUAAUAUGGAUGAACAUUUAAAUGAAGAUAUAAACAUUAAUAAUAAUGAAUAUGAUAAUAUAAAUUGUAUAAAUAAUAUAAAAAAUAUAAAUAACGUUUAUAAAGAAAAGGAAGAGAACAAUCAUAUUAUUCCCAAAACAGAGAUAAUGAUUAAUAAAGAAAAAAUGGUAACAAAUAAUAUAUUAUUAAAAAAAUCAAAAAAGAAGAAAACAAAAAAUACAAUUACAACUAGUUUAAAUGAUAAGAACAUAGAUAAUUUAAUUUCUAAAGAUACUAACAAAGCAGAAUAUUCUAAUGAUCCUGAUAUGAUUAAUAAAAAUAAUAAACAACUCAAAUAUUUAAAAACAAUUAAUUUAAUGCUCAACAAAUCUAUGACAUUAUACUUAAAUUAUUUUAAUAAUAAGAGAAAAUAUUCUUAUGAGUAUCAAGGAAAUACAACAAGAUUAGUUAUUACGCCAUUAACUGAAAAAUGUUUUUAUUCAUGUUUAAUAUCUUUAGAUAAUUUCUAUGUGAAUGCUAUACAAGGAGAUACAGGAGUUGGAAAAAGUGAGACAAUAAAAGAUUUUUCAAAAUUAUUUGGUAGUAACAUUAUAUCAAUUAAUUGUAAUAAUAAUAAUACGGCAAAGUAUAUAGGAAAUAUAUUAUCUGGGAUAUUACAAUCUGGAUUUUGGUGUUGUUUCGAUGAAUUUAGUAGAAUAGAUGAAGGGGUCAUUGUUAUAAUUGUAGAACAGUUUAGAUGUAUAAAACAUAUUUUACAAAGUUUAGAAUUUAAUAAAUCAAGUCGACAACAAGAAUAUCUUAAUUAUGAAUAUAUAUCGUCUUAUCAGAAGGGAUGUAAUUGGAAAGUAAAUACAGAUGUUGAUGUUGAUGGUGAUGGUAAUGAUGUUGAGAGUAAUAGUUCGUGUGAAACGUUCUGCAACGAAUAUGAUCCUGAUAAUAAUAAUAAUAAUAAUAAUAAUAAUAAUAAUAAUAAUGAAAAUAAUGACUUGCUUUUCAUGUUAGAUAGUUAUGGAAAUAAAAAAAUAAGGAAUACUAAAAAAAUUUAUACAAACGAAUUCAAUAAAAUGAUAAAUGAAAAUUAUGUUGAUGAUUUUCAUAUUAUGAAUAAACAUAAUGAUAUGAUCAAAUUAAAAGAAUAUUCCUCAAAAACAAAUAAUAAUAUGAAUUCGUUCGAUCUUUUUUCGAAUAAUAACAAAACAAAUAAUACCAAUUUGGUAACAAAUAAUACAAUUAAUAAUAAUAAUAAUAAUAAUAAAUUAGAUAGUAAUAAUAAUGCUUAUUUUGAAGGUCAAUAUAUAAAUGUAAAAAAUAGUUGUUCCAUAUUUUUAACCCUUUGUAAAAAUAACAAUAAGGGUGUAUAUUCUUUGGAAAAUUAUAAUAAUGUUAUUCAAGUGUUUUGUUUUAAACCUCCAAAUUUUUAUUUAAUUUGUCAAUUUUCUUUAACUUCUAUUGGUUUUAAGAAUUCAAAAAAAUUAUCUAAAAAAAUUAAUACAUGUUAUAGUUUGUUAUAUGAAUUUCUUUCAAAAGACAAACAAUAUAUAAUUGAUUUAAGAGAAAUAAAGAAAUUUUUGAACUUGGUCUCAGAAGAUUUUAUAAAAAAUAAUAAAACCAAAUGCGAAGAAGAAAUAAUAUAUGAUGCUUUGAUUGAAGUUAAUGAAUCGAAAUUAUUAAAAGAUGAUUUAUAUAUAUUUAAUAAUUUUUUAAAAGAACUUUUUCCAUUUAUAAAAAUUAAAAAUGAAAAAAAUAAAUACAAUGAUUCUUCAAUUAAAAUUAUAGAAGAAAUAAUGAAAAAUAUGGGAUAUACAAGAAAUGAAUUUUAUAUAAAUAAAAUAUUGAAUCUUUAUAAAAUAAAAAAAACAAAUAAAGCAAUAAUUCUUGUAGGGAAAUCUUGUAGUGGAAAAACUAGUAUAAUAAAUAUAUUUAAACAUUAUUGUGAAAUAAUUAAAAAUAAUAAUAUGAAAGAUAAAAAUGAUUUAGGACAAAUAAUAUAUGAUAUCGAUUUGGAAUAUAAAAAUAAAUCUAAUUUAUCUAAUGAAUAUGAUUAUGAUAAUGAUAAUGAAAAUAACAAAUUAUAUAUAAAUAAUGAUGAAACUAUAUAUUCUAAUCAAAUAAAUAUAUCAGACCUUUCACAAUCAACAACAACACCAAAUAAUAAUAUUAAUAUUAAUAAUAAAGAUACAUAUGAAAGUUAUAAUUUAUUGUGUCCAUAUAAUUUAUUUUAUAAUAAAUUUAAAAAUCAAGGUAAUCCUAACAAUAUUACAAAUAAUAUGAACACAAAGAAAUCGAGUAAAUUAAGUAGUACCUAUUCUAUGCAAAAUAAAAAUUCUGCUGGUACCUUACUUGAUAUGUCUUAUAAAUAUAAAAAAAGCACAGAAAUGAAUGAUUCGACAAUUGAUAUUACAGUAUUUAAUCCUAUGUCUACUGAUGUUGAGAAAUUAUAUGGAUUCUAUAAUUUCGAAAAAGAAUUAUAUGAAGAUGGAAUAUUAGCUUUAAUAUUAAAAAAAAUGUUUGAAAACAUCAAUGAAAAUGAAAAGUGGUUAAUUUUAGACGGUCCUUUAGAUAUUAUGACUACAGAACCGUUGCAUUCAUUAUUAGAUGAAAAUAAUAUUUUGACAUUAAUUAAUGGAAAUCGAAUAAAAUUUUCUCCGAAUGUGUUUAUAUUUUUUGAAGUUGAAAAUUUAAAAAAUUGUACACCAUCAUUUAUUAGUAGAUCUAGAAUUGUUUAUGUGAAUGAAGAUGAAUUUAAUUAUGAAUGGUUAAUUGAUAGUUAUUUAAAAAGUAAUAAAUCUAACAUCGAGGAAAAAAAUUUAAUACAAGGAUUAUUUAAUAAAUAUAUAAAAAAAGUAAUGAAUGCUAAAAAGAAUAAAUAUAAUUUAAUAAUAGAUAUCAGUGAUGCUAAUAUUAUAAUAUCGAUAUGUCAAUUAUAUGAUAUGUUAUGUAAUUUAUAUGAUAAAAAUUUUCCAAAAAAUUUAAAUCCAUCAUUAUGUUUAGAAAAAUUAUUUCUUCAAUCUAUCAUAUAUAUUUUUUCUAAUAUUUUAUGUCCUAAGAGUAAAGAAUUAUUUGAUAAAUUAAUCAAAAGUAUUGAUAACACCUUCCCAUAUUUACAUACCGUUUUUGAUUAUAUAAUAAGUAAGAAUAAUUUUAAUUGGGUAUUAUGGGAUGAAUUAAUUACAACAAAUCAUAAUUUUCUACCAAAUAUUAAAGAAAAGUUUUUCUAUUCUUAUGAUAAUUAUAAUAUUGGUAAAAAUGAUAGUAACAGUUUUAAAUAUAUGAAUAUUAAUCAAUUAGGAGAAACAGUAAAUCAAGAAACCGAUUUUAAUAAAUUUUUUCUUAGUAGUAAUUUACAUUUCAGUAAAAAUUUUAAUAAAUAUACAAUUAAUUAUAACAAUUUAUUUAGUGAUAAUAAUAAUGUUAAUAAUAAUGAAAAUACUUUAAAUAUUUAUCAGACAUAUCAUCAAAGUUUUAUGUCUUCUAAUAUGAAUAAUAUGAAUGAAAUGAAUAUGUUAGACAAUUAUCAUAUGUUUAGUAAUUAUUCAGAAGACAAUAUAAAUUCUAAUAAUAAUUAUCAUUUUGAUUCUUCCAUGUUUAAUAAUAAUAGUAAAAAUUUAUCUAAUCCAUAUUUUUCUGGUAACACCUUUUCGCAUAACGAAUUUUCAGAAAAUACAUGUUCUUAUAGAUAUAUUAUGAAUAAAACAAAAAACAAAUAUGGGAAUAUACAUCAUAAUGAUAAUUAUAUGAAAAGUAGUGAUAAUUAUGUAAAUUAUGAUGAUAAUAUAAAAAAUAUUGAUAACAAUAAUAAUAAAAAUAAUAAUAAUAUUGAUAACAAUAAUGACCCCAAUAAUGAUAAUAAUAAUAAUAAUAAUAAUAAUAAUAAUAUUCAUGAUGAUCAUUUUAAUAUUGUCAAUGAUAAUUAUAUAGAAAGUUAUAAUAACCUUUCUAUGAAAGAUAAUAUAUAUAGUAAAAAGGAUGAAUAUAACGAAAAUUAUAUUGAAAAAUCCAAAGAAAAAUAUUUCCAUCAAAAAUUUAAGGACAAUAUUUUUAUUGAAAAUGUAGAAUCAUUACGUAAAAAAAAUAUGAUUAGCAUUCUGAUGUAUAAUAAAAAAAAUAUAUUACUAAUAGGAAAUAAAUAUAGUGGGAAAACAUUUUUUAUGAAAUAUAAUAUAUUACCAUAUAUUAAGGAAGAUAUAUCAAGUUAUUAUACCUUUAUUUCAAAAUUAUAUAAUUCUAGUAAACUAGAGAAAAUAAUAGAAAUGAAUGUAGAAAAAAAAUGCAGAAAUGUUUAUAAACCAAUUGGGAAUAAAAAAUGUUUAUAUGUUAUUUUAGAUGAUUUAAAUAAUAUUCAAAAAAGUAAUAAUUCCUACAUUGAAGAUUAUAAUAAUAAUAAUAAUAUGAUACAGAAUAAUUUAUUAUUUAAUUUCAAUAUCAACAAUCAGAAUGAUAUAUCUACAAACAUAUUUGAUAAUAAUAAUUAUAAAAAUAAUAAAAUGAGAUAUCUCAAUAAUUGUAGUGUUCUAGAAUUUAUCAACCAAUUUAUAGAUUAUAAUAUAUAUUAUAAUAAAGAUAGUGACUCCGCAAAGAAUGUAGAGAAUUUGGUUUUCUUUUUAAUAUAUGGAAAUAAUAAAAAAUAUACAUCUACCUUUAAUAGAAAGAUAAUAAAUAGGAUGUAUAUAAUACAUUUAAACGAAAUGGAUGAAACCAAUAUAAAGAAUACUUUCCAUGCUUUCUUAAGGCAUAAAUUUACUAACUUUCAUGAGGUUAUUAAGAAUUUAUCAGAACCUUUGUCUGCAUCAACUGUUAGAUUCGUUUUUGAAUCGGCAAAAAAUUUUAAACCAAAUUUAAAUUGUUAUCAUUAUUUCUUUCAUUUAAAACAUAUUUUUAAAAUAAUAAAAGGAAUAUUUUUAUCAGAAGCUCCUAUUUAUGAAGAAAAAGAAAGUGUGUUACGCUUGUGGGUAAAUGAAUGUUGUCGAUCUUUAGGAGAUCAAUUAAUUUUACAAACAGAAAGAAAAAGAUUCAAAACUAUUUUAAAAAAUAUUUUACGUAAAAAGUUUUAUAUUAUGUACAAUUAUUUAUUUCCUAAAAGGAAAACAUUUUAUUUUUGUUCCUAUAAUUUUCAUGACACUAAGAAUGAAAAACCAUAUUUUUUCUAUCAACCCAUAUCCAAUGAAAAUGUAUUAAUAGAAUUUUUCAAGAACGUUAUAUCUUCUAUUAACACAUUUGUUGUUUGUAAUUACGAUCAGAAAAAAAAGGAAUAUUUUAGAAACGAAAAAGGAGAUGCAAAUAUAAAUAUGAAUAAUGAGAAAAAAAAAAGAAAUCUUCAUUUAAAUGAAAAAGAGGAAAUGAUAAAAGAUAAUGAAAAUAAUAAUACAUACAAAAUUUUUAACACGUUAGUAGAUUCGAAAGCUAUAAACAUAAAUCAAGAAGACGAAAUUGUCUAUACUAAUAUAAAUCGCGCAGAUAAUAUAAAAGAAAUGAUGAAUGUAUCUUUAGAAAAAGGUCAAAUUAAAAUAUCUAAAGAAAUAGAAAAGUUAGUAAACAAGAAUGAUAAUGAUUUUAAUAAUAUGAAUAACCCAAUAAAUUUUAUUUUAUUUAAAGAUGUCAUGUUAAAUAUAUGUAAAUUUUCUAGAAUUUUUCUUUUCGAAAAUGAGCAUUUUAUAUCUAUUGGUGAUAGUAGUCAAGGAAAGUUUACCUGUUGUUUAAUAGCAUGUUAUAUAUAUCAAAUAAAAAUUGAUAUUAUUAAAAAUUUUUAUUAUAACAAAAUGAAUAUGGAUAAUAUGGAUAGUACAAAUAAUAUGGAUAAUACGAAUAAUAUGAAUAAUAUUAAUAAGAUAGAUGAUGAAUAUAAUAAUAAUAAUAAUAAUAAUAAUAAUAAUAAUAAUGCACGUUUUAAUAUUAAGAAGGAUGACAUGAAUUUUGUGGUUGAAACCAAUAAUGAUAAAAAGGAUAGAGAAGUUAUAUAUAAAGUUGUCGACGAGGAAGAACAUAAAGAAAUAAUGGAAAUAAAAGGAAUAUAUAAACAAGAUGAAGAUAAUAAAGAUGAGCAAAAUGAUACACAAAAUGAUACACUAAAUGAUACACAAAAUGAUACACUAAAUGAUACACAAAAUGAUACAUUAAAUGAUACACAAAAUGAUACACUAAAUGAUACACACAAUGAUACACACAAUGAUACACAAAAUGAUACACAAAAUGAUACAAAUCAUAGGAAUAAUCUUGUGACAUUUUCUAACAGGUCAGAAAAUGAAAUUUUUUUAAAAGAGGAUAAGAACAUUAACCAUAUUGAUUACAAACAAAAUGGUAACAUUAAAUGUAACAAAGGAAUUAAUGAUAAAGAGGAACAGACGAAUAAAUUAAAUUCCAAUUUGUUAAAUAAUAAGAAUCUUUCUGUUAUAGAAAAAUUAAAAUGUAAUUAUUUUAUAAAAAAAUUCAAAGAAGCAAUAUUUAAUUGUUAUAAGAAUGAGAAAAGAUGUGUAUUGUAUUAUUUAGAUGAUAAAAUGAAUUAUGACAUUUUAGAAUUUCUACAUAUAUUAUAUAAUAAUGAUAAUUUAAUAAAUAUAUUUAAUAGUGAAGAAAUAGCUUUUUUAAAAAAUAUACUUUUGCAAAAAGAAAUAAAUCUUAAAGGUUUUGAUACAUUAGAUGAAAUAAUUGAAGAAUUAAUUAGACGAAAUUAUCAUUAUAUAUUAUUUACAUCAUUAAAGAGUAAAAUGUUUAAAAAAAUAUCCUAUGAAUAUAAUUCAAUAUUAAAAAAUUCUACUGUUAAUUAUUUUUUUCCUUGGAAAAAUAGUUCAUAUAAUAUAAUAGCACAUGAAACACUGAAAAUGAAUAAUCUGAAUAUUAACAUUUUUAGUAAUUUACAUAAUGCUGCUUUAAAAUUGUUUCAAAGGAUAUUGAUUAAUGUAGAAGAAACAUUAGAUCAUAAUGAAAUGAGACAAGGAAAUCAUUUUUUUUUAAAUGAAUUUAUUAGUCAUAUGGAUAAUAAUAAUUAUCAUUAUAAAAAUGUAAAUGAAAAAGAAACAGGUAAUAUGAAACCAGGAAAUGAAAGUAAAAUAUUCUGUACCAAUGUACGUUUAGCCACAUCUAAAAAUGUAAUGGGACAAGAGGACAAGCAAAUUGCUCAAAUAAAUAAUAGUUUACAGAUGAAUACAAAAGAAAGCUAUAAAAUGAGUUCUGAUAUUAAUCGAAGUACUGUACAAAAUAAAGGAUCAGGUAAUAAUGAUGAAGGUGAUGAAAAUUGCCCUACAAAUGAUGACAGGAAUGAAGAUGAUGAAGGAGAAAACAAUAUUAAAUAUAUAAAAAACUCUAAAAUAGUUCAAGAUAAAUUGAACAUACAAAAAUAUAUUAAUUUUAAACAUUUUUAUAAUUUCCUUAUAUUUUUUGAACAUUUAUAUAAAAAGAAAUCAGAAGAAACCAAUAAACAAGAGAAAAAAAUUAGUAUAGCUUUAAAUAAAUUAGCUGAUGCAAGAAAUGAAAUACAAAAUAUGCAAAUCCAGUUAAGUCUUCAGAAAGAAAAUAUAUCAAAGAAGCAAAUAGAAUGUGCUAGACUAUUAAAAGAAAUUGAAGAAAAGAAAAAAGAAUCUAAUGAAAAGAAAAAGAAAAUACAAGAAGAUAGUAUUAGAAUAGCUAGUGUAGAAGCUGAAACACAAAAAUUAGCAGAAGAUGCAAGAAAAGAUUUACAAAAUGCAAUACCUGAAUUAGAGGUAGCUACACAAUCAUUAGAACAAUUAGAUAAAAAAAGUAUUUCAGAAGUUAAAGCAUAUACAAAACCUCCUGAUGUAGUUAUGCAAACCUUAUCUAUUGUUAUGAUAAUAUUAAAUAAGACACCAAGUUGGGAACAAGCUAAAAUUGAAUUAGGAGAUGCUAACUUUUUAUAUAAAUUAAAAACAUUUGAUAAGGAUACUAUAUCAGAUAAAACCUUGAAAAAAAUUGAAAAAUUUACGAAAAAUCCGAUAUAUUCUCCUAAAGCUGUAAAAAAGGUUUCUUCGGCUACUGGUACUUUAUGUAUGUGGGUUCAUGCAUUAAAAAUGUAUGCAGAAGUUUAUAGAGAAGUAGCACCAAAAAGGUUAAGAUUAAAAUUAGCUGAAGAAUUAUUAAGUAAAAAUAGGAAAGAACUUGAAUUAGCCAUGGAUCAACUUCAUGAAAUAGAAAGAACAUUAUUACAUUUACAAGAACAACAUAAUGAAAGUACUAAAAAAAGUGAUGAACUAAGUAAGUCAUAUGAAGAAUCUUGUUUAAAAAUUGAAAAUGUAGAAAAGUUUUUUGUUAAUCUUAUAGAUGAAAAGAAUCGUUGGGAAAAAUAUGUAAAUAAUAAUGAACGUAUAAAAAAAUGUAUUUAUGGAGAAUCUAUUUUAUCCUCUUUCUUUUUGGUUUAUACUGGCUUAUUAAAUUAUGAAGAUAGGAAAUAUUUAAUAUAUGAUACAUGUACAAAAUUAUUAAUAAAAAAUCAUAUAUCAGUUAAUACAAAUUUUAAUGUAGUUGAUUAUUUUAUAGACCCAAUACAAUCAUUAGAAUUUAAUACUAAUUUUAUAUCUAAUGAUAAUUAUAUGAAGGAGAAUUGUAUUCUCAUAUAUAAUAAUUUUAUUGCUACAUUGAUAAUAGAUCCACAUUAUCAGGCAGUCAAUUGGAUAAGGAAAAGUUAUAAAAAUAUUGAAAAUAGCAUAUUAGUAAUAUCUGAUGUUCAUGCAUCGGAUAUAUUUUUUAAAAUUAUUUAUUGUAUGGAUAAAGGUCUUAGUUUAUUAAUAAAUCAUAUUAACGAUGAUUUGGAAGAUAUAUUACUUUUAACUAUUAAAAAAUAUAACAAAUUUCUUUUUGACAAAGAAAAUAGGGUACCAGUAGCAGAGUCAAAUGAUGAAUCUAUAAGAUCAAAUAAUGAAUUAAUAAAUGAAUAUAUCAAAAAGAAGAAAAUUUUGUAUUCGCAAUAUGGAGAUAAUAUUAUAUCUUAUGAAGAGAAAAAGUAUUUUAUAAAACUACAAUUAUUAAAUGAUAUACAAAUACAUGAAAAUUUUAAAUUAUUUCUAGUGUCUAAUAAAAACUGCUUUCAUCUGGAUCCAGUAUUCUAUACAUUGACUACUGUUAUUGUAUUUAACUUAAAUAAGGAGGCACUAGACAACAUUAUGUUAAAUGUUAUAAUAAAGAAUGAGGAAAAGAAUUUGGAAGAAGAAAAUAAAGAAUCCGUUCUUCGUUUAGUUCGUAUUAAAAAAGAAAUAAUGAAUUUAGAAAAUAAUAUAUUAGAAAAUGUAACUAAGAGUCAAAAAAAAAUUACAGAAGAUGAUGAAUUAAUUAAUAUUCUUUUAAAAUCUAAAGCAGAUAUAGAUGAAAAGAAUAGAUGCUUAGAAGAGAUUAACGACACACUUAAUAGAACUAAUAUGAAUAGAAACAUUUUUAAAGCUUUAGCUAAAAAGAUUUCUAUAUUAUUUACAGUAUUAAAUGAUUUAAAAUAUAUUAAUAGUUAUUACCAAUUUUGUUUGGAACAUUUUAUUAAUUUUUUCACAUAUAGCAUAACCAUAUAUAAGUCAAAUAAUAAAACAUUAUCAUCAUCCUCUUCAGAGAGACAAGAAAAUUUAUUUAACUAUUUUUUUUACGAAUUUAUAAAAUAUACUAAGAUUUCUUUAUCAAGCAAGCAUCAUUUAUUUUUCACAUUUUAUUCGCUAUGCAAAAUUAUGGUUUUUGAAGAUAAAAUAUCUAAGGAGGACUAUAAUUUUUUUAUGUUUGGAAAGCACACAGAUACUGAAAAAAUGAAGGAAAUGAAAAGGAGGAUAAAAAUGGAAGAAGAAAUAAAAAAGGAAACAAGCAUGGAACUAUCCGAUGAUAAGGAAGGAAAAAAGAAAUAUCCAAAUAAAAAGAAGAACAAAAAAUUAAAAACAAGAAUAAAAUCGAAUGCUGAUAAAAAUAGUGAAAAUAAAAACACAUCUAAGGUUUCAAGUUGUGCUAAAAGUGUUAUUAAUAAGGAAAGUGCCAAUCGCAAGUUCAAUGGGGAAGAGGUGAAAGGAGAAAAGGAAGAUGCAGAAGAAGAAGAUGAAGAAGUAGAAUAUGAAGAAGAAGAUGAUGAAGGAGAAGAAGAUGAAGAAGAAGAGGAUGAAGAAGAGGAAGAUGAAGGAGAAGAAGAAGAAGGAGAAGAAGACGAAGAUGAGGAAAAUGAAGAAAUUGAAGAAAAUGAAGAAAAUGAAGAAAAUGAAGACUAUAGAGAAGAUGAAAAUGAGGAAGAUUACCGUUUUGAUGUAAAUAAUGAUGAUAUGCAUAGUAGGAGCAAAAAUAGUAAUAAUAAUAAUAAUAAUAAUAAUAAUAAUAACAAAAAUGAUGAUGGCCAACUACAAAAUAUUACGUUAGAAAAUAAUGAAAAAAAUAAUGAAUCUAAUAAUAAUAAAACCAAUGCAGACAUAAAGUCAGACAAGAUGAAAUCCAAUUUGGAUAUCCAAAAAAACAAAAAAAAAAAUAAAAAAAGGAAAAAUAAAAAAAAGAAACUUAAUUUAAAAAAACAAAACAGAAGCUAUGAAAUUAAAGAAAAUACUUAUGCAGAUUAUUCCGAAUUUGAUAAUAUGAAUGAUAAUGAUAUAGAACAUGAAGAUAAAACUAUGGAUGUUAUAAAUCCGGGUAAUGAUUGGAUAAGUUAUAUAAAAUGGAAACAAUUAUUAGAUAUAGAAAAAUUAAAAAAUUUCGAAGGAUUUAUAAAUUCAUUCAUUAAAUCUAUUAGAGAAUGGAGAAGAUGGUAUACUUAUUUACAAGUGGAAAAUGUUGUAUUUCCAGAUGAAUGGGAAUAUAAUUUAAAUAGUUUUCAAAAAUUGAUUAUAAUAAAAAUAUUAAGACCAGAUAGAUUAAACAAAGCAAUAGAAAAUUUUAUUUUUUUAAAUAUGUCAUAUAAUGAUAUAGAGGUAGAAUACAUGAAUUUUGAAUAUAUAUUACGUCCUUGUAAAAAAAAUAUAGAACCAUUAGUUAUUAUAUACAAACCUAAUUAUGAUCCAUUUGAAUAUAUUUAUAAGUACGCUUUGGAUAAUAAUCAAAAGUUAAAAAAUAUUACUCUAACGAAUUAUAAUAUAAAUUAUAUAUAUAAUUAUUUAAGAGAGGCAAUGAAAGAAGGACAUGUUUUAUAUAUAACAAAUUUACACAAUUCUAAUGAAAAUUUAUUAAAAUUGACAAAGUUAAUUGAAGACAUAUUAAAUAGUAAUACAAAAUAUAUAUUUAAUAGUUCUGAUGAUAUUAAUGUGGAGGACAAAUAUGUUAUAAACUCUAUAAAUAUAUCAAGAGUAGAAGAACAUAAACAUAAAGAAAAAGUACUUGCAAAUAUAUAUGAGGAAGAAAAUGUGUUGGAUAAAAAUGUUGAUGAUGAUGAUAAUAAUAACAAUGAUAUAGAUAAUAAAAAUGGUAGAGAAUAUAAUGAGGUAUUUAGUACCUUAGAUAAUAAUAAAAAUAUAUAUGAGACCAUAAAAGAUGAAAAAUAUAAUACUAUGAUGAUUAAAAACUUUUUGAAAAAGAGAAAUAAAUUGAUUAGUGUUCAUCCAAAAUUUCGUUUAUUCUUGUCAACAUUACCUGGUAAAGAAAUACCUAUAUCUUUAUUACAAAAAAGUAUUAUUGUUAUUUUGGAAGAACCACAUAAUAUAAAAAAGAGCAUAUCUAUAUUAUUUAAAGAACAUUGGGCAUUAGAAGAAAACAAGAAUGUUCAAUCAAAUAAAUUUAGAAAAUUACUUUUAAGUUUAUUUUGGUUUCAUUCUAUUUUAAAUAAUAGAAAAAAAUUUGAUAAUUUAGGAUGGAAUAAUGAAGAAUAUUUUUUCAGUAAUAAAGAUGUCAUCCUAAGUAAAUAUAUAACUAAAAUAUUUUUUAAUAAGAGUGUAAAAGAAAUACAUUGGCCAUAUUAUUAUUUCUAUAUUUGUGAUAUUAUAUAUGGUUCAAAAAUGGAUGAUUAUUUUGAUAAGCAAUUAUUAAAUAUAUAUGCCAAAGUAUUUUUUAAUAAUAAUAUAUUUAAAGGAAAAUAUAUAUUCUCUAGUUCAACAAAUUAUUGUUUACCAAUAGAUGUAAAUAAUGAAAAGUUAUUAAAUAAUUAUUUAAAAGAAAUUCCUUAUAAUGAUAAUGUAGAAUUAUUUGGACAAAAACCAUAUGCAGAAAUGUCAUAUAAUAAAGGUGCAUCAGAAGAAAUUAUAUCAUUACUUUUUUCUGUUAACUCCUUGAGUUUGAAUCAGUAUCAUUUCCAUAACAAAAAUAAUAUAAAUAUAAAUGAAAAACUUGUAUACUAUUUUACAAAAAAGUUACUACUUAAUAUGCCUCGUGAAAUAUACGUGGAUGAAUUAAUGAAAAAACAAUAUAAUCCUGAACAAUAUAUAUAUGCAAAUCUAUUAUUUAAGGAAGUGAAUAAACAUAAUAUUAUUUUGAAAAAAAUAAGAAGUUCUCUUAAUAAAGUACAAUAUGCUCUAAAAGGAGAAAUUACAAUAAAUAAAAAAAUAUAUGAUAUGUUAAAAUGCCUAAGUGUGGGUGUGGUACCUCAAACGUGGAAAAAACUUUACGCAUCAAAGAAAAAAAUCCUUUAUUUUUUCGAAGAUUUAAAAGAACGAAUUAAUCAAUUAAAUCAAUGGAGUAUAAAUGGACAUUUACAAAUUUAUUGGCUAGGAGGUUUUUGUAACCCUAAAAGUAUUUUAAAAUAUAUUUUGCAUGAAUAUUCUAAAAAAAAUGACGUAAGUCAUGAAUUAAUUACCUUUGAAUUUAGUUCCAUAAAUAAAUCUGAUGAAAAUAAAUUAAAAGUUAAAAAUAUGGAUGAAGGUAUAUAUAUAAAAAAUAUAAUUUUACAAGGUGCUAAAUGGGAUUUAAUUAAUCAAUCUUUAAUAGAAACAGAUAACAAUAAUUUAUAUUUUAUUAUACCAUUAGUUUAUCUCAAAGUUGUUUUAAUAAAAAAUAGUAAAAAUGAAAAUGAUAUUUAUUAUUGCCCUCUAUAUAUAUGUGAAGAAAAGAACGUUAUGGAUAUUAGAGAUAAUUAUUUAUUUCUGGUUGGAUUAAAUGCCGGUUCAAUAAAUCCAUCCCAAUGGGGAAAAAUGGGUGUUAGAUUAUUUUUAACUAAUGAGUGUUAA
Molecule: messenger RNA, 19623 nt
Organism: Plasmodium gaboni
Lineage: Eukaryota; Apicomplexa; Aconoidasida; Haemosporida; Plasmodiidae
Product: putative dynein beta chain
Exons: 6
Coding region: 1-19623 (6540 amino acids)
Biological process (GO): outer dynein arm assembly; microtubule-based movement
Cellular component (GO): outer dynein arm
Molecular function (GO): minus-end-directed microtubule motor activity; ATP binding; dynein light intermediate chain binding
Source: RefSeq, a predicted model, not a curated record